AUGUGCAAGAAGAGGCUCCUUCGUAUCGAUCAAAAAGAGACAUUCUCGAAAAGUUCGAGCCACGGACUGACGUGCGCAGGCGCGGAGGGCGCGGCGCCGCAGCGCACGGCGGGGGCGGGGCUUGGGCUCGGCAACGUUACAACUAGCUGCAGCUUUUGGCAGCGCCAUUUUGAAAGCGCUGUUGCCGCGGCUCGGGUGUGUGGAGCAGGAGCUAAACGCCUGGUUCCAUCUUGUGGCUUGCCUGGCCUUUUUUUCCAUCCUACGGAUAUCUUUUUUAAUUUUUCCCCAGACUCCAGCGAAUUUGGGGGAGCCAUCAUGUUGAGAGGAAAUCUGAAGCAAGUGCGGAUCGAGAAAAACCCGGCCCGCCUGCGGGCCUUGGAGUCGGCGGCGGGGGAGAGCGAGACGGCAGCUGCGGCUGCCAUGGCGCUCGCUCUGGCCGGGGAGCAGGCGCCGCCCCCCUCGGCGCCCCAGGAGGAUCACCAGGAGGAAGAGAUGGGCUUCACUAUCGACAUCAAGAGUUUCCUGAAGCCGGGAGAGAAAACCUAUACGCAGCGCUGCCGCCUCUUUGUGGGGAACCUCCCCACGGACAUCACCGAGGAGGACUUCAAGCGGCUCUUCGAGCGCUACGGGGAGCCUAGCGAGGUCUUCAUUAACCGGGACCGCGGCUUCGGCUUCAUACGUCUGGAGUCCAGAACUCUGGUUGAAAUUGCAAAAGCAGAGCUGGAUGGCACCAUUUUGAGCAGACCACUCCGAAUUCGAUUUGCUACUCAUGGAGGCUUGACUGUCAAGAACCUUUCACCUGUAGUUUCUAAUGAGCUUCUAGAGCAAGCAUUUUCUCAGUUUGGUCCUGUGGAGAAGCUGUUUGUAGUGGUGGGAAAUCGUGGACGAGCAACAGGAAAAGGUUUUGUAGAAUUUGCUGCAAAACCUCCAGCACGAAAGGCCCUGGAAAGAUGUGGUGAUGGAGCAUUCUUGCUUACAACAACACCUCGGCCAGUCAUUGUGGAGCCCAUGGAACAGUUUGAUGAUGAAGACGGACUACCAGAGAAACUAAUGCAAAAGACACAACAGUAUCACAAGGAAAGAGAACAACCUCCUCGGUUUGCUCAACCUGGGACAUUUGAAUUUGAGUAUGCAUCACGAUGGAAGGCACUGGAUGAAAUGGAAAAGCAGCAGCGGGAGCAGGUUGACAGAAACAUCCGAGAAGCCAAAGAGAAACUAGAGGCAGAAAUGGAAGCAGCUAGACAUGAGCAUCAGUUAAUGUUGAUGAGGCAAGAUCUUAUGAGGCGCCAGGAAGAACUGAGACGUUUGGAAGAACUUCGAAAUCAAGAACUUCAGAAACGCAAGCAAAUACAGUUGAGACAUGAAGAAGAACAUCGUCGUCGUGAAGAAGAGAUGAUACGUCAUAGAGAACAAGAGGAACUUCGGAGACAGCAAGAAGGAUUUAAACCAAACUACUUGGAAAAUAGAGAACAGGAAAUGAGAAUGGGUGAUUUGGGUCCCCGUGGAGCAAUAAACAUGGGAGAUGCGUUUAGCCCAGCACCUGCUGGUAACCAAGGUCCUCCUCCAAUGAUGAGUAUGAAUAUGAACAACAGAGGAACUAUACCUGGCCCACCUCUGGGUCCUGGUCCUGCCUUGGGACCAGAAGGAGCUGCAAAUAUGGGAACUCCAAUGAUGCCAGAUAAUGGAGCAGUGCAUAAUGAUAGAUUUUCCCAAGGCCCACCAUCUCAGAUGGGUUCACCUAUGGGAAGUAGAACAGGUACUGAAACCCCUCAGACCCCAAUGAGUGGUGUAGGUCCUGUGAGUGGUGGUCCUGGUGGCUUUGGUAGAGGAAGCCAAGGGGGAAACUUUGAAGGCCCUAACAAACGUCGCAGAUACUAAAGAAUCUUUCAGUUCUUGCAAUUUAGAGAGAAGAAAAUUCAGUGGUAUGCCUUUAUAAUUUUACCUGUUUUCUGAAAGAAAUGAUUUUAUUGUUAAUGUAGUCUUUUCAAAGUUUCUUUUGUAAAACCUGAAGUUUUUGUAUUUUUUUUUCUUUAGUCGUACAUAAGCUUUGUAGUCUAGAGUGGAAAUGAUGAUGCUCAUCAUUGUGAAAGUCAAAUGUGUUUGUGACUUUAGCUAAAUAUAAACAUGCGAUCGUACUGUAAAACUUGUGCAGAUACUUGAUCUCAAUAAAGAAAUCAAUUUGAAUAA
This is a messenger RNA of Dromiciops gliroides (monito del monte), 2187 nucleotides long. RefSeq names its product paraspeckle component 1 (gene PSPC1). Gene Ontology annotation, cellular component: nucleus. Gene Ontology annotation, biological process: regulation of DNA-templated transcription. The record is from RefSeq and is a predicted model, not a curated record. Lineage: Eukaryota; Metazoa; Chordata; Mammalia; Microbiotheria; Microbiotheriidae. Gene Ontology annotation, molecular function: RNA binding.